Molecule: messenger RNA, 624 nt
Organism: Blepharisma stoltei
Lineage: Eukaryota; Ciliophora; Heterotrichea; Heterotrichida; Blepharismidae
Source: the annotation of a GenBank genome assembly
AUGCUGCAAAGCUACGAGCAAGACUUUCUGAAAAUCCUAAUAGAAUGCCGAACAAUCAUCGUGAGGCCAGACAAAGACGCUCUCCUAAAGCUCCACAAAGACCUAAAUGAAGCCCAAAAAUUGCUAAAACAGAUGGAAUUUGAAGCCUCAAUGAUGCCUUUUAUAGCAAAAUCUCAAUUGCAAACUAGAAUCAAAAGACAUGAAGGCGACUGAAAAGAGCUGAUGCAAAGAGUAAAAGAAGAAGAACGAAAAAUCGCAGAAAAUAUCAACAGAGAAGUCCUAAUGGGACAAGCACUUAAAAAUGAGCCAGUUCAAGACAAAAGGUUGACAGAGUCUCAUAAGCUGCUAGCAGACCAAGGAGACAGGCUAGAACAAGGGAAAAAAAUGGCUUUGGAGUCUGAAUCCAUCGCAAUCAACACUAUGACCACACUAAAAAUGCAGAGAGAACAGAUUUACAGAGCUUCUUACGGCGCUCAAGAUAUUUCAGAAAAUUUAGGGAAAUCUAAUAAAAUGAUAGCUGCAAUGCACAGAAGGGCUCUGACGAAUAAAAUGAUAAUGAUUGCGAUCAUUAUUCUGCUGGUUAUGACUAUUGUUGUUGUCUUUUAUAUGAAAUUUCUUAAGUAA